Chanos chanos (milkfish) is the source of this 1834-nucleotide messenger RNA. It is a transcript of the gene chmp7, whose product is annotated as charged multivesicular body protein 7. NCBI's taxonomy places the organism in Eukaryota, Metazoa, Chordata, Actinopteri, Gonorynchiformes, Chanidae. The record is from RefSeq and is a predicted model, not a curated record. The coding region runs from base 222 to 1604 and encodes 460 amino acids. The transcript is spliced from 11 exons. Gene Ontology annotation, cellular component: multivesicular body; cytoplasmic side of plasma membrane; ESCRT III complex. Gene Ontology annotation, biological process: late endosome to vacuole transport via multivesicular body sorting pathway; vesicle budding from membrane.
AAGUUUACUCGUAUGUCACAGAGUAGCUACUACAGUCACAUGUAAAGUCAAGGUGAAAUUUACAGUCUUUCGUUUAGCGUUUGCUGUUCUGCUUAUAUCAAGAAUCUUCCAGACAAACCGAGGAUAUGAGCUGAACAUAAAAUGUCAAAGGGACUUAAAGUUAUCAGCGAGUAGCAAGCUAGCUAAUCUCAGAGUUAGCCUGACAGCUAAGUUGGAGAACCAUGUCGGUUUCACCGGAGCAGAAGGAAACCUGCGAGUUUCCCCCGGAUUGGGAGGAUGACGAACGAAUGGCUUUUUUGUUUUCUGCCUUCAAAGAGAACCGAGAGGUCAACACUACAGACUGGGACAGUAAAAUGGACUUCUGGGCGCCCUUGGUCGUAAGCCACUGCAGACAGCGAGGUUCAGUGUGCGUGAACUUACAGGACCUGAACGAAAGUUUUCGGCGGAAGGGCAGUGCCCCUCUGGGUCUCAGCACGGUCAUUCAGAACAUGGCCAGGAGUGGUAAGGUGCAGAAGGAGUCUGAGUUUGCGGCGAACGUGGACUCAGGUUGGCUCUCGUGGGGUGUCGGACUCUUAUUAGUGAAGCCUUUAAAAUGGACCCUGUCAACUCUGCUGGGAAGCGGCCGAGUUCCUUUAGAGGAGUCCUUUGUGGUUAUGGAGCUGGUCAAAGAGAAAGCCGCAGCGCUGAUGGAGGCGUAUCGGAACUCCCCCGUCUCUGACAGGACCCUCCUGUCCUUCCCGGAGCUUCGCUCCCUCUCCUCGCACAUCUGUCCAGACGAGACCACUCUCUGCAUGGCCCUGCUCCAGCUCCAGAGAGACAAACACGUCAAUGUGUCGCUCCACGAAGGAGAAAAGCUCGUGAAGUUCUCCCAGGCAGGACAGGGCCGCGUGUCCCCAGUCACGGAGGUGGAUCUGGGCAUUUACCAGCUACAGUGCAGUGAGAAGCUCCUGGAGGAAAGAGUGGAAGCUUUGGGCCAAGAGGCUCAGAAAUGCAGAGAGCAGGCGAGGUCUUUGCUCAAGGAAGGAAAGAAAUCUCAGGCCCUGAGGUGUUUGCGAGGUAGGAAGCGUGUAGAGAAGAAAGCAGACCGGCUGUAUGCCCAGCUGGAGACAGUGAAAGGGAUUCUGGACAGAAUAGCAAACUCACAGACUGACCGCCUGGUGAUGCAGGCAUACCAGGCAGGCGUGGCGGCCCUGAGGAUCUCUCUAAAGGGCGUUACCGUGGAGAGAGCUGAGAACCUCGUCGAUCAAAUUCAGGAGCUGUGUGACACUCAGGAUGAGAUUAGUCAGGCUGUGGCAGGAGCUGCCCUCGACUCCACUGCAGAAACAGACGAGUUGGAGGAGGAGCUGAAGUCUUUGCUGGAGGAAAACGCUCCGGACGAACCGGCGACAUUACCGGACGUCCCGGCACACCCUGUCUCACCCGCCGUAGAGGCUGACGGACGCGUCGACGACUUCCUGCGCUCUCUGCCCGCCGUACCGCCCUCAAGCUACGGUAUAACGGAUGAAGAGCUGGACAGAGAACUACGUCGCCUGACUCUCUCAGACACAGAAGCUCAACAGAAAGGCCUUUCUAUGCCCGUGAAGAAGCCUGAGCCCGCACAGUAACUGUAACCCUCACUGCAUAGACAGUUUCCAUGGAGUUUCCAUUUCAGAACUGCCUCAACCUACAAAGCAAGCAAUCAGUUAUCAAACACCCUAUAUCUAAUGUGUUUUUAAUGUAGUAUACCUUUAUUCAUGUUUGUAAUGGCAUGUUUGUAAAUGUACUUUUUAAACAGAGUUUUAAGAGUGGCCUUUCGAAGUCUGUGUAAUGUAUAAUUCUAAUAAAAUGAAAUAAC